AUGAUCGUUUUGAGCUGGAAUGUGCGGGGUUUGGGGAACCUGCACAAUUUCCGAGCGCUCCAACGCCUUUUACAGGUGCAAUCCCCAGAUGUUUUCUUUCUUAUGGAGACAAAGAAGAGGAAGAAAGCUAUGGAAAAGUUAUGUGCUAAGGUGGGUUAUAAAGACUGCUUUGUGGUGGGUAGUGUUGGUAAGGAAGGAAAGAGUGGGGGCUUGGCUUUGGGGUGGAAAGCAGAUGUUCAGAUGAGUAUCUUGGGUUCUUCUCAAGCUCAUAUUGAUGCGGUAGUAAGGUGGGAGAAUGUUCUAGUUAGAAUAACAGGCUUCUAUGGUAAUCCGGAAACCUCACGUCGUUCGGUUUCUUGGGAGUUGCUUCGAAGAAUUGCUGCCACUGUCACUGGACCUUGGUUAAUUUUUGGAGAUUUCAACGAACUUCGGGAUGCAAGUGAAAAGAGGGGAGGUGCGGUCAGACCAGAGGUGCAAAUAAGAAAGUUUAGGGAGGCCACAGAGGAUUGCGGGUUGCAAGAAAUUUUGUUUUUUGGAUCACCCUUCACGUGGUCCAAUGGGCACACUUGGGAGAGACUUGAUAGGGGGUUUGUGAAUAAGGCUGGAUGGUUAUUAUGGCCUAAUGUACACGAGUAUCACGUUGAUGGUUAUGCCUCUGACCAUCUUGCUCUUAUUUUCCAUACUAAUGGGGAGGGUUUGAAGAAGUUUCGGAAGAAGAAGCAGAGAUUUAUGUUUGAGCCGUUGUGGGUAAAAGAAGAAACAUGUCAGGAGGCUAUAAGGGCAGCCUGGUCUUCAGAAGCAGUAGAGACUAGACUGGAGAGUAAGUUACUGACUUUGGGUGAUGUUCUUAUGGACUGGAAUAAGGAGCAUAUUGGGAAUGUGCCGAGGAGAAUUAACAAAUUAAGGAAGGAGUUAGAUGGUAUUCCAUUUGAUCAUCCUGUGGAUUCGGUUCAGGAGCAUAGAAAGAAGGUUAAAAAAGAUCUAGAGAAGUAUGUGGGCUAUAAUGAAGACUUAUGGAGGCAAAGAUCUCGGGUGGAGUGGUUGAAAGAAGGUGAUUGCAACACAAGGUUCUUCCAUAACUAUGCAAAGUUCAGAGGAUGGAAGAAUAGAGUUAGUGGUGUGGCAGAUACUAAUGGAGUAUGGCAAGACCAAGUUUCGAGUAUUCAGGAGGCAUUUGUCAAUUACUUUUCACAUUUGUUUACUACUGAAGCCUUUUACGAGGAUAUUGAAGCUACUUUGAAGCAAAUGGCACCUAAUAAGUCACCGGGAGCUGAUGGCUUAUCUGCGUUGUUUUACAAGCAUUAUUGGCAUAUUGUUGGGGAUGAAGUGUCGUUUUUUUGUCUUAAAGUUCUUAAUGAAGGGGCAAGUGUGGAAUCGAUUAAUCAGACCCUAAUAGCUCUAAUUCCGAAGAUUGAGCACCCGCACUGUGUUACGGAUUUCAGGCCUAUUAGCUUAUGUUCUGUUCUUUACAAGUUGAUUUCCAAGACGAUUGUGAAUAGAAUGAAAGGUUUUCUAUUUUAUGGGAAGGACAAGCUUAUGGCUUGCAGAGAGGGUUUUAUUGAAGGAGUCCAGGUGAGGGGGAAUGCACCUCCUGUGAAUCAUCUUUUAUUCGCAGACGACAGUUUGAUUUUUGCUACUGCUAGGAGGGAAGUGGUAACGCAUUUGAAGCAAUGUCUUCUGUUGUACGAGGCUGCAGCGGGAGUUAAUUUUCAGAAAUCAGCCAUCUCUUUUGGACCAGCAGUGGAUGAGGGGGUUAAGUCUGAUAUUCAGGAGAUGUUGGGCGUGCCUGUGGUACCAUUUCAUGAACGGUACUUAGGGCUCCCAACGGUGACAGGGAGGAGUAAAAAAGAAAUGUUCAAGAAAAUCAAUGAAAGACUUGACUUGCAUCUUACUAGGUGGAAUAGUAAGUUUUUGUCUAAAGCAGGGAAGCUAGUAUUAGUCAAAGUCGUUGCCCAGGCAAUCCCAACAUUUACAAUGAAUGUUUUCAGGCUCCCGAAAGGUAUCUGCAAGUCGUUUCAAUCUAAAGUUGCAAACUUCUGGUGGGGGAAGGCAGAUGGGAAGAAGGGGAUGCAUUGGUGCAAAUGGAAUCAACUUUGUAAGAGUAAGAGUCAAGGUGGGCUUGGUUUUCGGGACCUUGAAGCUUUUAAUCGAGCACUUUUGGCAAAGACAGUAUGGCGUCUAGUGAUGGAGCCUAAUUCCCUUGUGCACAGGCUACUGCAAGGUAAAUAUUUCCCACAAACAAAUUGGGCGGGAGCUAGGAAUGAAGUAGGUGCCUCUUUAAUCUGGAGUAGUUUGAUGUGGGGAAGAGAUUUGCUGAUCAGUGGGACUAGGUGGAGAGUGGGGACAGGAUGUAAUAUAAGGGUUUGGUUUGAUAAAUGGUUACCUACACCAUGGACCUUCAGACCGGUCUCUCCCCAUACUGGUAAUUUAAAUUUGAAGGUUAGUGAGUUGAUGCUUUAUCCUGGCAUGUGGAAUGAAAGUUUGAUAAGAUCUACAUUUCGCCCACAUGAGGUCGAUACUAUUCUGUCAAUACCUAUUGCUGCGGGUAGGAGGGAUGAUUCUAUUGUUUGGCAUUAUUGCAAAGAUGGAAGGUAUACAGUGAAGUCAGGGUGUUGGUUAGCAUCAGAGCUUCAGAGGGUUCAUGAAGGGUCAGUGGGUUGUAGCAACAGUAGCAAUAAGGAAGGUACCCAAGUUUGGGACACUUUGUGGAAAUUAAGAAUUGCUAAUAAGGUGAAACUUUUUCUUUGGCGUGCUUGUAAAGGCUUUCUACCUUGUGCUGCUAAUUUGUUCAGAAGGCAUGUGGGAAAUUCUAGCCUUUGUUGCCGAUGUGGGAGGGAGGAGGAGACAACAAUCCAUUGUAUGUGGAGCUGUCCGUGGUCUAAGAAGGUUUGGAAAUUCUCAUUCUUAAAUGGAGUAUAUAAACAAUGGAGAGAACCUAGUUUCAUUGACUUGUUUGCGCAUGUGGUUAAAACUUCCUCCAAAGAGGAGGUUGAAUUGUUCAGUGUUAUCUGUUGGUUACUUUGGAAGAGCAGGAACAGAUUUAAGCACGAAGGAGUUGUGGAGGAGAGUAAGCAUAUUGUAUGGAGUGCAAAUGAGUGGUUAAACAACUUCCAAGAUGCACAAAGGAGUAAUGAGAACGUGACUAAAGAUGCAACACAAAAGAGAGUGAAAGUCAAGUGGAGGCCACCUACUGCACCAAAACUGAAGUUGAAUACUGACGCAGCAAUAGAUUAUAAAAAGAAGAAGGCUGAUCUAGGCAUGGUUGUACGAGAUGGUGAGGGGAAAUUGAAGUGUGCCGGGCACAAGGUACUGCCAGGAAACCCAUCUAUUGUUGCUAUUGAAGCUCUUGCUGUCUAUCAUGGACUACUUUUGUAUAGAGAAGCUGGUUUUCAAAACUUAGUAGUGGAGAGUGAUUCCACCAUAGUAAUUGAUGCGUUGAAUAAGACAGAGCUUGAUCUUAGUGUGGAGGGUGGAGUCUUGGAUGAUAUUAAGUGCUUGGCUUCAACUUUUGAAUCAGUCCCGUGGAAGAAAGUCAAUAGAGAAGGCAAUAUUGCUGCACACAAGAUGGCAAAGCAUGCCUUGAUGGCUGACGAAGAUAGACUCUGGCAGGAAGCAGGGCCACCUUGGCUUACUGGUAUCAUUUUAGAUGAAUGUAGAAAUUGA
This is a messenger RNA of Rosa chinensis, 3663 nucleotides long. RefSeq lists its product as uncharacterized. Gene Ontology annotation, molecular function: RNA-DNA hybrid ribonuclease activity; nucleic acid binding. The record is from RefSeq and is a predicted model, not a curated record. NCBI's taxonomy places the organism in Eukaryota, Viridiplantae, Streptophyta, Magnoliopsida, Rosales, Rosaceae. The transcript has 4 exons. The coding region runs from base 1 to 3663 and encodes 1220 amino acids.